AUGAGUUUGUUAAGCUUCGGGGGCUACCGGAGACUCAUGGACGAGACUGAUGUCUACCACGUGGACUACGCGGAGCGCUUAGCUCAGAAGAAGGUACAGGAGAGCGUUCCUGUGAUCAUAGGCGAGGAAGCCGAAGCAAAGAGCAGUAAAGAACAGCAAGACGCGUUUGUACGAGGAACGAAGCACCUGAGUGAAGAGGAUCGUGACUUGUUGUGGGCGCUGGUAUCAAAGUAUGAGCGGGCAUGGCUCGCGCCGCGGGUUGGCCACGUUGGUUACAAAGUGAAGUUCGAGGUCACGGGUAAACCGUUCAAAGCGAGAUUUCGACAUUACGAGCCAAGCCAAAGGGAAGAGCUGAGCCGACAGAUCGAGGCACAGCUGGCGCUGGGUGUCAUGCGUUCUAGCAAAAGUGAGUGGGCUGCGUCUCCUCACAUGGUGCCGAAGAAAAUAGGAGAGUGGCGAGUUGUCCUUGACUAUCGCCAACUUAAUAAGCAGAUGGUCUCGGACGCAUAUCCGAUACCUCGACUGUGGACGAACCUGAGGACGUGUGCAGGUAGGAACUAUUACGUAACACUAGACAUGAACAAGGGAUUCUGGAACAUCCCGCUCGAGGAGGAGAGUGCUGAUGUGUGCGCUACGCAAAAAAUUUCCAAUUUUUGA
Molecule: messenger RNA, 657 nt
Organism: Gregarina niphandrodes
Lineage: Eukaryota; Apicomplexa; Conoidasida; Eugregarinorida; Gregarinidae
Product: putative RNA-directed DNA polymerase
Exons: 1
Coding region: 1-657 (218 amino acids)
Molecular function (GO): protein binding
Source: RefSeq, a predicted model, not a curated record